Aspergillus pseudoviridinutans is the source of this 1326-nucleotide messenger RNA. RefSeq names its product ICE2 family protein. Gene Ontology annotation, cellular component: perinuclear endoplasmic reticulum; endoplasmic reticulum membrane; cortical endoplasmic reticulum. NCBI's taxonomy places the organism in Eukaryota, Fungi, Ascomycota, Eurotiomycetes, Eurotiales, Aspergillaceae. The record is from RefSeq and is a predicted model, not a curated record. The coding region runs from base 1 to 1326 and encodes 441 amino acids. Gene Ontology annotation, biological process: septin ring assembly; endoplasmic reticulum inheritance. The transcript has 2 exons.
AUGUGGCUUUUUCGGAUCCUCUCGUCGGCCCUCUUCCUGACCGUCACUGUUUCCUCCAUCCCACUGGCUUUCGAUGUGGGUGGGAAGACGUGCGGUUUGGCCUUUUCUCUAUCCCUGGCGACUUUUUAUUUCAUUUUUUCCCUCCUGAGGCUCACCACCCCUGAGCGAUCAUGGUUCCGUUCUUCAGUGAUCGUCCUUAUCCGCUCCACGCAAUGGAUUAUUAUACCGAUACUUCUGAUCUGGUCCCUGAAUCGCUUUUCGAUUGAUACCGACAACACGAGUAGUUGGGUGGAACGCACAUUCAGCGGCAAGAGAGCCCAGGACUCAUCCGUCCAGGAGUGGCUUUUCGGACCCGAUGGAUUCAUUGAGACCGUGACUAUUGGUAACUGGUAUAAGCUUCUCACAUGGUCGACGCCUGUUUUUCAGCUUGUCGAAGGGUUCUGCAGCUUGUUGGUCAUACAAGCGGCAGGGCAGAUCACCCGUUGGCUCGUUAACCGCGGCGGACGAAGUGAUAGCUGGAUGAUUGCCCUUCUAGUACUGUCUGCCUCUAUCAUAUCGAGCUCUGUAUACUUCCUUUGGCGCGUUCUUCAGUUUCCGGAGAUAUCGAAUGUCGAUGCUGCUUUGAUCGGUGUAUCGAUUACCUGUGCUGUGAUCCUGUGCGCCUGGGGUAUUGGCAGUGGCCGUGGCAACCCGGUGGAAAGCUCGCUCCUAUUCGCUUACGUCGUAUUGUGCAUCUAUCAGAUCUUUACCGACUACCAGCCAUCGUACCCGGUUGAGCAGGGCUCUUCGCCCACUCAGACCAGCGACUUUCCCCCCCUUCCACCUAUCAUCAUGGCAUCCUACUCCACGCUCAUGCAUGCUUUGUCUUCGUUACCUUCGAUCAUUCAUGCAACUUUCAACGUGAUUACUGCCGUCUUCAGCGCUGUGACUCCCUCCGUCCUGAUUUCGCUUGCAUACCGUAUCUUCGUUCUGUAUGCAUCCACUCGAAUAAUCCCUGCUGUUCGGGAAUCUGGGGCACGUGCGCUUUCUCAAGAGGCUUCGUUGGACGAUACUGAUGCUGCGGGUCAAUUCUUGGGUUUUUUGAGCUACUUUUCACCGUCGAUCCUCAUCGCUGUUUAUACAAGUCUUCUAAUGCAACACUUUGCCACAACGUCGCAAGCGAUGGGUGGCAGCGGCCAGUGGUGGAGCAUUCAAGGAGGUGGAGGCGGAAACCUGUGGAGGUGGGUCAACCUCGCCUGCACCCUGGCUCUAUACGCUGUCGAGUUAUGGCUGGGUGAAAACAACGACCUAGAUUCUGGAUUGGCUGGGCACUGGAAAACGGACUGA